Aedes aegypti (yellow fever mosquito) is the source of this 1740-nucleotide messenger RNA. RefSeq names its product GTP-binding protein Di-Ras2. The transcript has 6 exons. NCBI's taxonomy places the organism in Eukaryota, Metazoa, Arthropoda, Insecta, Diptera, Culicidae. The coding region runs from base 496 to 1305 and encodes 269 amino acids. The record is from RefSeq and is a predicted model, not a curated record. Gene Ontology annotation, molecular function: GTPase activity; GTP binding.
GUGAUCCAGGCGAAUUCGCUUCUUGCUCUCAGUCCAGGCAACAUCGUUUGAGAAGAAUAUAAAGUAACCAUUACUAAACGAGAAGUCGGUUUGUUGUGUUUAUGCGUCUCAUAGUGUUGCACUUGGUUGGUGGAGUGUCUCACAGUCUUUUCUAUACUUCCGGUCUCUAUCGCAACCUGCUUUCUUCUAUUUGAUCUAGCUAUGUGCGUAACGUAAGGAGGAAGAAAAAUCGGAAAUAAGUGCUUGAGUACUUGAUAGUAUAUUGCACACGGCAAGGUGUUUAAUUUCAUUCGUUUAAUAAAAGUGCUACCAGACAGAAGAUUAAGUGAAGUUUUACCAUGACAAGCUAGGAAUAGUAAUUGCAAUAAUAAUAAAAAGUGAGUGAAUUAGUGCAAAAGGCGGAAAACAUAUGUGGUCGGGGUCAACUUUGCGCUCGAGCAGCCUGUAAUAAGUUCUACUGUACACGUUUCCCCACAUCUCUGUUCUGCUAACUAAAUGAAAAUGUCUGACUUUGAACGAAUACGACUGGUGAUCCUUGGCGGUGCCGGUGUGGGAAAAAGUUGCAUUAUAAAACGUUUCCUCUUCAAAACGUAUUCAGACAAAUACAGACCUACUGUGGAGGAUUUGUACAAUCGAGAAUACGACCUGGGAGCGGUGACGUUAAAGGUUGACAUACUUGACACAUCUGGGGAGAUGCAAUUUCCGGCAAUGCGAAGACUAUCGAUUGCCACCGCCCACGCUUUCCUGUUGGUUUACGCGAGUACUUCCGAGCUGAGUCUGGGAUGUGUGAAGCAGUGCUUUGAAGAAAUCCGAGAACAACGAGCCGACUUCCAAGACAUCCCAAUGGUGAUUGUUGGCAACAAAAGCGAUCUCAGCAGCACACAUCGAGAGGUACGCAUCGAAGACGUAUCGGAGUGGGUGUUUUGUGAACUGCCAAAGUUGAAAGUAAAGGUGAUGGAAUGCUCAGCAAAGGACGACGUAAAUAUAACUGACAUUUUCAGAACAUUCCUAUCGUUGUCCCGCAUCAUUCCGGCCAAUGGAAAUACAGACUCAACAUCAGGGUUGAAAAGGCGUUCGUCUGCUUAUGUUAGUGCCAGUAGUAAAGCUAAGUCUAGACUCGGAAGUCCGUCCAUUGGUUGUGAGAAAACUAAGGAAACGUCUUAUUUGGCAGCCGGCAGCAGUGAACCUUCAACAAGUGACCCCAAGUCCAAACCAAGAUCAAGAUCCUUAAUCCGAAGAUCGUCCAGGAAAACCAAACAACAGAUACAGAAUGCAUCUGGUACGGAAGACUGCAAUAUACAGUAAUUGAAUUGCCAGGCGUUUCUGCAGUCGGAUACCUACAUUCAUUCCAUUUCACAGAACCAUGCAGAUGAACAAAGCGGAUUAACACAUAGUCGAAUAGAUGCAUUAGUUUGAUUCAGCACUUUCAGUUUGUCUUUGUUGUUGUUUGAUAAUCAAAACUGAAUUUUAUGGAGAUUAUUGCAAAACAUUCAAUAAUCGAUGCGAAGUGAAUUGUGAUCCAUGAUACUAAAUUAUAUUAAUUAAUAAUACAAAGAUUAAAAAUCCUACAAGGGAUUUGCCAAAAAAAAACAACGUAGCUUACUUACUAAACAUAAAAAAACGAAACGAUGUGUAAACGUGAACGAUGGAGAGGCAGCGCAUAUUACAAAGUGGACCUAUCGAAGCAGGACAUUUUUUACACAUGGCACCCGAGCUUUAAAAAAAUGAGCAUUGCAUAUG